This is a messenger RNA of Andrographis paniculata, 916 nucleotides long. Its product is annotated as 30S ribosomal protein S13, chloroplastic-like. The transcript is spliced from 4 exons. The record is from RefSeq and is a predicted model, not a curated record. Gene Ontology annotation, cellular component: mitochondrion; small ribosomal subunit; ribosome. Gene Ontology annotation, biological process: translation. NCBI's taxonomy places the organism in Eukaryota, Viridiplantae, Streptophyta, Magnoliopsida, Lamiales, Acanthaceae. Gene Ontology annotation, molecular function: RNA binding; structural constituent of ribosome. The coding region runs from base 78 to 581 and encodes 167 amino acids.
AGAUCACCCUAUCCCUCCGAUUUAGCACCUCCGUCCUCACAACACAUUCGAGCAUCUUGCAGGAUUUUGGUCAAGAAAUGGCGCACGCGUUGGCUACGCCAGUGCUCCCUUCAGUCUCGCUCAUAUCCAACCCCAUCUCUAGCUCUUCCAAAGCCGCCGCCUUGACGUUUCCAUUAUCCACUACAUUCCCCAGGAUUGGUGGAUUGAGUAUUAAGUGCGCGCGUGUUGGUGGAGUUGAGAUUCCAAACAACAAGAGGGUGGAGUAUUCUCUGCAGUACAUUCAUGGAAUCGGCCGCACUACCGCCAGGCAAAUACUGAAUGAUCUCAAUUUUGAGAAUCGAUUGACCAAAGACUUCUCUGAGGAAGAGCUCACCACAUUGCGUGAAGAGGUUUCCAAGUAUAUGAUUGAAGGAGAUCUCAGGAGGUUCAACGCACUUGCUAUCAGGAGGUUGAAGGAGAUACAGUGCUACAGGGGGAUUAGGCAUAUACAAGGAUUGCCUUGUAGGGGACAGAGGACUAAGAAUAACUGCAGGACCUUGAAAGGCAAGAGGGUAGCCAUUCCUGGCAAAAAGAAGAAGUGAAAAUUGCUUGCUAUUUCUUUCUGCAUAAUUUACAGCUUUCUUGCACAUUAUGCUGAUAGGGUUUGGGAGUUAAUCAGCUGGUGAGAUGCAUGUUAAGGAUUCUCUAGCAAUUCUUAGGAUUCUUGAGUUAAUUCCGAGGUUUUGGAUAGUAAGUCAGUUUUAAGAAUAUCUAUAACAGGAAUGGUUGCGAGGGCUGACAUUAUUGUAGGUCAUCAUAAGGUCAUUCUUUUUUCUCUCCUUUCUUUCCUUUUGUUGUUUUUAGCUCUUGGGCAUUGCAAAGAAGGGGCAUUUUCCAUGUGAAAUUUGAUAUUGUUCUUGCAUCUCAAACUUCAUCC